AUGAAACAACAACAACCAAGCGGCGGCCCUUACAACAAUCAGCAUCCAGCACAGAUAACUGCCAAUUCAACUGAAUCAGUAGCAAUAGCUGAUCAUUAUGAUCAUAUUGAAAGUAUAUGGCGUAUUGUUCUUGAUAUUAUUAGUCUUACAAUAUUAACUGUUAUAACGGUUAUAUCACAUUAUGUUGCUACACCAUUUACACGUGGUUUCUUUUGUACGGAUACAGCAAUAAAAUAUCCAUAUAAAGAUAAUACAAUACCAACGUAUGCUGCAGUUAUUCUUUCAAUUGCUCUUCCCGUUAUUUGGAUGUGGACUACAGAAUUUUGUAAAGUAUGUUAUUAUGGACAAUAUCCCCGAACACCGUUUCGAAUAUGUCUAGAAUUAUGUGGUGGAAAAAAAAUAGUCAUUAAACCAAUCAUUCGUAAUUUAUACAUUCUUACUGUGAUAUUUGCUUAUGGUUACCUUGCAACAUGGGUAUUAACUGAAAUAGCAAAAAAUUUUGUUGGAGAAUUACGACCACAUUUUCUUGCUGUAUGUCAACCAAGUCCUGAUUGUUCGACUCUAAUAUCAUCAUAUCAAUUUUAUUCUUAUCUGCAAUAUGGAAGUGGUUAUACAUGUCAAAAUACAGAUGAUGCAAGUGUACGAGAAGCACGUCGAUCUUUCUUUAGUGGACAUACUGCACCACUUUUUUUUGGCUUUACUUGGUUAAUUAUGUAUAUUCAUAUAUCAUGGUCAUGGCGUCAUCUUGGUCUUCUUGGUCAUUUAUUUCAAAUAGGUAUUGCUAUACUUGGAUGUUAUAUUGGAUAUUCACGUAUAAGUGAUUUUCAUCAUCAUUGGCAAGAUGUAUUCUUUGGUAGUAUAGUUGGAUCAUUAAUUGCUUUUGCAACAUUUAAAUUUAUUCUUAAUUGGCGUCAUUAUACUCCAGGAUUUUUACCUCAUAUAGUAGCUAUUAAUCCAAGACAACUAACAGGCAAACAAAAUCGAGGAAGAUCAGUAAAUCCUAUUUAUCGUGAUGGUUCAGGGCACAGUACUUGGGAACAUCCGAAUGCAUAA
Molecule: messenger RNA, 1053 nt
Organism: Rotaria sordida
Lineage: Eukaryota; Metazoa; Rotifera; Eurotatoria; Philodinida; Philodinidae
Source: the annotation of a GenBank genome assembly